Molecule: messenger RNA, 588 nt
Organism: Haliotis rufescens (red abalone)
Lineage: Eukaryota; Metazoa; Mollusca; Gastropoda; Lepetellida; Haliotidae
Product: sperm acrosomal protein FSA-ACR.1-like
Exons: 2
Coding region: 1-588 (195 amino acids)
Source: RefSeq, a predicted model, not a curated record
AUGCUAGUGCUAGAGGAGGCUAGUGGUCAGAUACUAGCGCUGGAGGAGGGUAGUGGUCAGACACUAGCGCUGGAGGAGGGUAGUGGUCAGACAAUAGCGCUGAAGGAGGUGCUGGAGGAGGGUAGUGGUCAGACAAUAGCGCUGAAGGAGGGUAGUGGACAGACACUAGCACUGGAGGAGGGUAGUGGUCAGAUACUAGUGCUGGAGGAGGGUAGUGGUCAGAUACUAGCGAUGGAGGAGGCUAGUGGUCAGAUGCUAGUGCUAGAGGAGGCUAGUGGUCAGACACAAGUGCUGGAGGAGGGUAGUGGUCAGACACAAGUGCUGGAGGAGGCUAGUGGUCAGAUACUAGCGCUGGAGGAGGCUAGUGGUCAGACACUAGUGCUGGAGGAGAGUAGUGGUCAGACACUAGCGCUGGAGGAGGGUAGUGGUCAGACACUAACGCUGGAGGAGGGUAGUGGUCAGACACUAGUGCUGGAGGAGGGUAGUGGUCAGACACUAGCGCUGAAGGAGGGUAGUGGUCAGAUACUAGCGCUGGAGGAGGCUAGUGGUCAGACACUAGCACUAGGGAGGGUAGUGAUCAGACACUAG